AUGGCUUCCAACAAUCCAGCUGUUCCCGGUCAAUCCGCGGCCUCCUCAAAUCCGACAGUUCCAGCCGCCGAAAAUGCUACUCCUCACACUUAUGAUUACGCAAACCUUUCCCCUGUAGAGGCCUCGAAACGUCGAGCUGCAUACAAAGCAGUUGAAGAUCACUUCGACCCUUCUUACAAAUACGUCGGAAUUGGAUCGGGUAGUACUGUGGUUUACGUAGUGGAAGCUAUCGCUGCUAAAGGUCGAGAUAUCACUUCAAAGAUGAUCUUUGUUCCCACUGGCGAUCAAAGUAAACAAUUGAUUAUUGAAGCAGGUCUGCCUUUAGGAAGCAUCGAUUCUUUGCCUCCAGUAGUUGUUGAACCUCUUCAUCUGAGUGGAGAUGCUGCUUUCGAUGUUUCUACGGGUCUACAAGAUCUAGGUUUGAAGGGAAAGCGUGAAAGUCUUGAUGUUGCAUUUGAUGGAGCAGACGAAAUUGACGAAGAUCUCAACUGUAUAAAAGGAGGUGGAGCUUGUCUUUUCCAAGAAAAGUUGGUUGCAACUUCUUCCAAGAAGUUCGUAUGUGUAGCAGAUUACCGAAAGCUCCAACCUCGUCUCCUCACUUCUUGGAAAGCUAUUCCAAUCGAGAUUGCACCAUUAGCCGCUCCAACCAUUAAAAGAAUUCUAAUUACGCUCGGCUCUCCGGACCCAAAAAUCAGACAAGGCGGAAGUGCAAAAGCUGGGCCAGUAGUUACAGAUAACGGCAUGUGGAUCAUCGACGCGCCUUUCCCAAGACUUCUGAUUCAUUCAGAUUUGAAGGGCAAUGAUAAGGGGGAUGGAGAAAACGGCACUUGGGAGGUACACACCCUUGGAAGAAGAUUAAAGAGAAUAGUGGGUGUACUCGAGACUGGUCUUUUCCAUGGUAGAAAUGGCGCCCAGGUUGCCAAUGCUGGAGAAGAGGGUGGUGGACAGAAGCCAGUGGCUGCAUAUUUCGGUAUGGAGGAUGGAAAUGUUGAGGUCCGCACUGCUACAGAACACGGGGUGAAGUCGAGACCUUGA
Messenger RNA from Botrytis fragariae, 1035 nucleotides. Its product is annotated as putative ribose 5-phosphate isomerase a protein. Gene Ontology annotation, biological process: pentose-phosphate shunt, non-oxidative branch; D-ribose metabolic process. Gene Ontology annotation, cellular component: intracellular membrane-bounded organelle. Gene Ontology annotation, molecular function: ribose-5-phosphate isomerase activity. The record is from RefSeq and is a predicted model, not a curated record. Bases 1 to 1035 code for a protein of 344 amino acids. Lineage: Eukaryota; Fungi; Ascomycota; Leotiomycetes; Helotiales; Sclerotiniaceae. The transcript has 2 exons.